Molecule: messenger RNA, 330 nt
Organism: Adineta ricciae
Lineage: Eukaryota; Metazoa; Rotifera; Eurotatoria; Adinetida; Adinetidae
Source: the annotation of a GenBank genome assembly
AUGGCAAGCAAGUCACCAUACCUCAAUAAUCCGUGGUACUUAAUCAAGACUGGAUUUCUUCUGCUUGCAUGGAUUGUCAUGGGUAUACAUGUCGAGCUCAUUGCUCCACCGAUGUUAAUUCUUGCUGAGAAUCUGCAUGUUGAUUCCAGUGGUAUUGGUUCGAUUCUUGGAUGUCAAGGUAUAGGUUAUUUAGCUGCAAACAUUCUCGAGACUACCUUUGGAAAAAUCAUCAAAAAACACUCGGAUGGGUUAUUGAGCGCCGCGUUUAUCUUACCAUCAAUUGUUUCAUUGUACGUUGUUUCGUUAAUUCAUCCAAAUCGAAUAUCAUGA